Ornithodoros turicata is the source of this 6203-nucleotide messenger RNA. RefSeq names its product sialin-like. Gene Ontology annotation, molecular function: transmembrane transporter activity. Gene Ontology annotation, cellular component: membrane. NCBI's taxonomy places the organism in Eukaryota, Metazoa, Arthropoda, Arachnida, Ixodida, Argasidae. Bases 441 to 1952 code for a protein of 503 amino acids. The record is from RefSeq and is a predicted model, not a curated record. The transcript is spliced from 12 exons. Gene Ontology annotation, biological process: monoatomic anion transport; transmembrane transport.
CUACGACUCUACGUUAGUUUCGUUAUGUCGAUUGUCCUUGUCCGCUCCUUAUCAUCAUACCGCUGAUAUUUGCCGUUCCGACAGGAUGUCUGCGGUAGCAACAGUUUUGAUUCGCACAGGAUCGAGCGGCACAUUUAGUAAAUGUCAUUCACUGGCAAGCACAUCUUCAGUUUGUAUACAAAUACUUGACUUGGUCUGGGGAAGGGAACGCCAGAGCUGAGCAACUGCUGGCUAAAACUGCAACAAAGGUUGAAGAGGUGGCAGCAGGAAUUGGCUCGUGCUUGUACCUGACUUGUUAGUCAUGACAUUCACUCGUAGCAACACAGACUACAACAACUACAAUGCCGGGCAACAACUAAGCGGGAAGAGAUAAUGAAACAGCUGCUUCGAUGAAGGAGCCUUGAAAGUAGCUCAGAGAUAACCGGCAAAAUAUAGGAGCUAUGAAACUAUGUCGGAUACCUGGUCGUUACAUCACUUCUUGCCUUCUAUUUUUUGGAAUGACAAUCAUUUCAUCGCACAAAUUUGACCUCGGAAUUGCCAUUGUCGCAAUGGUGAAUGGUACCCUUCAUUCUUCAGCAUCUCACAAUUCAAGCACUGACAACUCAACGCAGCUCGCAUCCACUGACGGUGUGGAACAUAAUUUGCGCAGAUUAUCAUGGUCUCCAUCCAUGCAAGGCAUCAUUUUAGGGUCAUACUUCUACGGAGUGAUUAUCCCGCAAGUGUUUGGAGGACGUUUGGCUGAACGGUUUAGUGCAAAAUGGAUGCUUGGAGGUGGUGUAAUGGUAUCUUCAAUGCUUUGCUCUGCAACACCCUGGAUUGCGACCUUAGGAGCAGCGCCUCUGGUUGUGCACAGGAUCAUUCUAGGACUGACUCACGGCCUGAGCAUGCCCGCUGGAGUGGCAUUAGUGGCUCAAUGGGCACCAAAGAAGGAACGCAGUACUUUUAUGGCUGUAUUAUACUGUGGUCGCUAUGUGGGAAUAGUCACUGCUAUGCUUCUUUUUGGUCAUCUUAGUGGCUUAUCUGUCGCUGGAGGAUGGCCAUUUGCAUUUUAUAUUUCAGGUGUCAUUGGCUUUGUCUGGUCUAUGCUUUGGUGUUUCCUCGGCUAUAAUGACCCUGCUGAGGAUCCUAAAGUUGAUGAAGAAGAACUGAGGAAAAUAAAAAGCAGCGCAUGUGUGGGACCACUCAAGUCGGAGCAGAAAAAAGCAGUACCCUGGAAGGCAGUGCUGUUAUCUCCACCUGUGUGGGCCUUAGUGGCAGCUCGUUUCUCCAACAUGUGGGUUUCCAUGCUCCUUUUUACCAAACUGCCUGCUUAUUUAGAAUCCGUUCUUCAGCUGUCUCUCAAACAGAAUGGAAACUUGAGUUCCCUCGUGUUUGCCUUCACCAUUCUUACCAUGCUGGGGUCCGGACUUUGUGCGGAUUGGCUACUACGACACGGACUGCGAACAACUUUAGUCAGGAAGUUAUUUCAGCUGACAGCUAAUUUGGGACCUGCAGCGUGCCUUAUAGGCAUAGCCAAUGCUGGUUGUGACCAAUGGCUCGUGUUGUGCUUUCUCAUCAUCGCCAAAGUAACCCUGGGCACCUUCACGGGCGGGAAUGUGCCAGCAGUGGUAGAUCUGGCACCGAUGUAUUCUGCGACACUAAAUGGGAUGAUCACAACGUUUGGUCAAACAACAGGUGUCCUGGCUCCACUCGUGGCAGGGAUGAUGACAAAUGAGACAAAUCCAGAGUCAUCAAUAGGAUUGUUGCAGCUACUCUGGGCUCGAGUGUUCUACCUGUCAGCAGGCAUCAGUAUUGCUGGAGGACUUUUAUUUGCUCUUUUUGGCUCAGCUGAUAAGCAACCAUGGGGUGAUAAUCAGUAUGGAAGUGUCUGCACUGAUUCAGCUGAAGAAGGACGUGCUGGAAAAUAUGUAGCACCACCAUCAGAACUGAAGACAAUUGCUGAAAAUGCAUGAAAUGUACCAGGCAGCAGUUUAUUUACAAGCUUAAUCAGAAGCUGGAUUGCUGCAUUUUGUUAUUACGGUGCUUCAUCACGUUGGGGGUUGACAUGUGUUCCCCUGUAUGAGGCUUUUCCUUGUAACGUUGUCUGUCUGUGAAGGUGUGCGUUUUUACUUUUUUUACAAUGUACAAAUAUGUGGUGUUGCGCUGAUCUGAACUUAUUUUAACUUUGCUAGGUUUUAGAUUUUGUAUUGCCAUCAUUAUCAUCACAUUCACGUAACAUCCACAUUAUACAGUGCCAAACACAGUGAUGUGAAUGAAACGAGAAAUGGCCGCCUAACACACCAGUAACAGUAACACUCAGUACCUUGUAGAGGUGUGCGAAUAUUGGAAAUUUCGAAUACGAAUCGAAUAUUUGCGAUAUUCGAUUCGUAUUCGCAUUCGAAAAUUUGAUAUUAGAAGUUUUCGAAUAUUCGUAAAAGUUUGAAUAUUCCAUAUUUUUUGAAUAUCAAAGCAGCUUAUUACAAAGCUGUUGCGGGCGACGAACAUGCAUAGUAGAACAGCUGCAAAGCGACGCGCAGAUCUUCCGAAUGCAUCGCUAUACGUUCGGUAACCGAAACCGAAACUAGUACGCAGUUGUGUGCAGCCGCCAUUUUGAAGUCUGCCCCAGCGAAACCGCGGUACGUUUCAUACAUCGUCAGCACAGUCGCGGCUUUAGUGGAUUGCUAUCAUAUGAGGCCUACAGUUCGGUGAAAUUACGGUUAAACAUCGUAGUUUUGUUGGCGUUGAGCUGAACACCGCUGUUCACCGUCCCAUUGCAUGCACAGCCAAAACCUGCGUCUCGAAUGCGUUUUUUCGGUUUCGAUUUGUGGUUGUAAGUGAUAUAUGAUAGAAUCAUGGUCGCGUGCGAUGACGGCGAUAAUUGAGAAGUGGGAUGUGUUGAUAUUUCGACAUAGUUUCUCCGACUCCGGCGCUCUGCGACCGUAUGAAAGUGCCAACUAGGACGACGAUAACGCUGCAGUCAUUUGAAACUGCACUAAGUCUUGUUACAUGGAGCGAUUUUGCUCGCGACUCACGCGCGUCGUCGUCGGCGCGACAAAGUUUGAGGACCGCGCGCAGAUUUUCGCCGUAAAAUGACAGGAUCGCUGAACACGAACGUUGAGGAAACAAUCACGCGCGAUACAGCCAUACAACAUCGUCGAGGAUCGCAGUUUUACUGCGCUAUACUAUAAUGCAUGAGGCAGUUCCAAACUAUGCAUUACCGUCAGUAACGAUGGUCUCACGUGAGAGCAGUUUCUUGCCUUCACGACAAAUGCGGAAGGCAUUCUCAAUGCAAGAAGAGACCACUUGUCACCUUCAUUUUCCUUCUGAGAUGCUCAUCACUAAACUAUCCUAUCUUUUCUUCCAUUCUGUCUGUUUCACCAGCACUUUACAGUGCCAACACCACUGUUCGUGAAAGAUCUUUGAAAUCAAAGUUUUUUUACAGUUUUCAACUUGCCUCAUGCCUCAGAAGAGCACACUGUUUCGUUGUAAAAAUAAUUUUACUGUACAUGUGCAUAUAAGCAUGUAUGCCCUAUGCUAAGCCAAUACAUUAAUACAUAUUCCUCAUUAGCACUUGGGACAUUUUUCUAAAGACCAGCAGAACGCAACUGCGAUGAUGCUUGUUUUGGGGGCUUAACUAACUUAAUUGACUCUUAGAUGUCGUUAUGCUAUGAUGUGAUAUUUGAUAUUCGAAGGACAAUUUUGUAGAUAUUCGUAUUCGAAAAUUUCAGUAUUCGCACACCUCUAGUAUCUUGUUAUUUCCGUUAUGCUUAACGAUGCUUUUAUACGAUGCUCUUAUUAUUCUUGAACCAGCAGUGAACCAGUUUGCGAACCAGUUCGAUUUUUGGCAUGGCCGAACCUGAACUGAACCGGAACGAAAUCCAACCACUGAGAACCCAAACCCGAACCAAACCCGAACCAAACCCGUAUUUUUUGUGGUGCGACACCCUGCAUAACAUCAACAUUAAACAGUGCCAAACACAGUGUUGCCAAUGUGAAAAACAAGAAACAAGUAAAACACCCAUUCUCUUGCCAUAUCUUGUUAUUUCCGUCAUGCUUAACACCGACACAUCACUGUGGGUCUGCAGUCUUUUUCUGAUGUAACAUUCAGAAUUUGUCUGCUUUUACGCAGUAUUUAGUUGUAGCCUAGAUGUAGCUUAGAUGUAGCCUAGUUGAUAAAAAAUUGUCUUCUGCCCAGUGUUGCCGAUUUAGUUAGUUCUACGAGAGAAAUCUCUGAACCGCGAGCAUGCUGAAAUUUUCUUAAUAGGAUAUGUCCGUGGUUUCUCAGUGAAAUAUGCAUGGCGCUUGUGUAUUGUCCAGCAAGCAAACUCAUGUGAUAUGCUUCGUAUAUUUCAAUAUCUGACAAUGAUAAGCACACAAAAGUGACAUCUAGUACCUUGGACACCCGUGGUGCAGCCGAAAUGUGUCCUACUUAGGGACAGAAUACGACGGAAAGCUUCAAUUGAUGCUCAUUAUAUCUCUCUCUACCCACUCUUCACUUAUAAAUAUUGCUCAUUUUGGAGCUUUUCGAGCAGCGUGCUGCUUGCUUGAGAGGAAUUAAGCUCGAGGACUUGUUUCUCAAGUGUCAGCCCACUUUUGAUUGCCUUGGUGCUGUGCACGUACAAAGACAAACCGAAGACAGGUGCUCACACUAAAGAACAAUAUAGCCUGACGGUACCCCUUUUUGGACUCUAACAACUAAAACAACAAAAUGACACCAGUAUAAAAAGAAAAAAACUAAGAGGUAAAAAUCGAGGGCAGAGGCUCAUUUUUGGCCUUUUCGGUGCAGAGGUUGAGAUAAUCUGCCAGGCCUCUGUCCAACUUAACAGGGAAAUCCCUGCCUACUUCCGGGCAGAGAAGUUGGUCCCCAUGAAUUUUCACCAGGAGCCCGCCGGUGCAAUGAAAUGUUGUCCUAGGUAGGGAGGUGUCCAACUUCGGAGGUUUUACUGUAUCUGACAAUCAUAAGCGCAUAAAAGAUACAUCUAUAGCUACAUAUUGGGUACCUGUAGAUUUUAACAUUUGUAUCCCCAAUUUCCCAUGCGUGGGUGGGUUUACAAUCUGUUACGUACCAUGUUGGCACAGAGCACACAUUCAACGCACUUUCAAAGUUUUUUGCGUGUUUGUUACGAUUUAUGUGUAAAAAGAAAAGUGGAGAUGGACCACCUGCUUGUAAUAUAUUAACACGUUCACCUUUUGUACACCUCUACGGGACAAAUUUGCAAGGUGCUACGCAAAGUGUCUGCGCAUGCUACACAAUGUUUCCAUUGAUAUGCAACUGUUCCACACUUGUGUUGUGCAUUUUACGUAAGAAAUUGAGAGAUGAGUGCCGCAGGUUCUCUAAAGAAGGUGUGUUCAUUUGAAACAUAGUACAAAGUACAUUGCCAGACUGCUCCUAUAACACAUUUUAGUCACAAAUAUAUUUAUUAGUCAUCAUCAAUAGAUUUACUAUUCCCCCGUCUAUUGUUCAAGAUUACAAAACGCUGUCAGCAUUUCUUCAGUCAUGCAUUUGCCCGCAUUGGCGUGCAUGGGAAAAACGAGUUCCUGUCAAGUAGGCAUAAGACCCGGCUGUAGUGAGUGUUGCUCAACAAACAAAUGAACAAAGUCCUCCUAGGGGAUGGUCUGGUAAAAUACACCAACAGACUACGCAUUUCUUAAAAAAAAAAGAAAGUAUAGUCUUGCAACUGACAAGAUGCGGCACGUAGCUUAAAAAUCUUAAGCAGUCACGCGCAUUUGGUAUGUCUACACCAGUGAUCUGCUGUGACAGCUUUGAUGGUUGUGUCAAAUUUAGGAAUGGUAUGCAGCGAGAGCACCUCGCAGUAUUUUGAGUUUCAUUUCACCGUGGAGAUAAAAUAUGCUAUGGAUUAGAGUGAGUUGAGUAGCAAUAUAAGACUCUCCUUUUUUUUUUUUUUUUUUCUUGUUGUUAGUGGCUUGCGCUUUCGGAGGUAAAAUGUUCCGACAACGUACAUUGAACUAGAGUUAUGUAUUUAUGAAAAAUACCUCAAGUGCCUGUAAGGGCAUCUCAUAAAGGGGGACACAAAGCAAGCGAACUGGCACGAGGAUGAAGAUCCUUAGAAAGCUCGAAACAAAAAAAGAUAAUCCGCAAACUGAUGACUGUGUCGCUUCCUAGUUCCUGCGAGAUCAUGUUCAGCAGCUGCCAUGUAUUCAGCACACAAAUGUCAAAUAUUUUCUCUCUGAGAUAGUUGAAAUAAACAUGUCUCACAGGAGAA